AUGUCCCUCGGCGCGCCCACGAGCAGCGACGCCUGCCUGAGCAUCGUGCACAGCCUGAUGUGCCACCGGCAGGGCGGGGAGAACGAGACCUUCGCCAAGCGGGCCAUCGAGAGCCUGGUCAAGAAGCUCAAGGAGAAAAAGGACGAGCUCGACUCGCUCAUCGCCGCCAUCACCACCAACGGCGCCCACCCCAGCAAGUGCGUCACCAUCCAGCGCACCUUGGACGGGCGGCUCCAGGUGGCCGGCAGGAAGGGGUUCCCCCACGUCAUCUACGCCCGGCUCUGGCGCUGGCCCGACCUACACAAAAACGAGCUGAAACACGUCAAAUUCUGCCAAUUCGCCUUCGACCUCAAGUACGACAGCGUCUGCGUCAACCCCUACCACUACGAGCGCGUGGUGGCCCCCGCCAUCGGUGAGCCAGUCCCAGCGCCACCCUUGGGGGGGUCGCAGCCCACCCCCCCGCCGCAGCCCAGCAGCCGGAGCCACCCGCAGCCCCCGCUCCACCACCCCAACCACUACUGGCCCCCACACCAUAGCUCCGGGCCGUACCAGCAACCGGUGUCCACCCACCCCGGGCCAGAGUUUUGGUGCUCCAUCGCCUACUUCGAGAUGGACGUGCAGGUGGGGGAGAUCUUCAAGGUGCCGUCCAGUUGCCCCGUGGUCGUCGUGGACGGUUACGUGGACCCUUCAGGGGGGGACCGCUUCUGCCUGGGGCAGCUCUCCAACGUACACCGCACCGACGCCAGCGAGCGGGCCCGGCUGCACAUCGGGAAGGGCGUGCAGCUGGAGUGCCGGGGCGAGGGCGACGUCUGGAUGCGGUGCCUGAGCGACCACGCCGUCUUCGUGCAGAGCUACUACCUGGACCGGGAGGCCGGGAGAGCCCCUGGCGACGCCGUGCACAAGAUCUAUCCCGGCGCCUACAUCAAGGUGUUUGACCUGCGCCAGUGCCACCGCCAGAUGCAGCAGCAAGCAGCCACGGCCCAGGCUGCGGCCGCCGCUCAGGCUGCCGCCGGGCCCGGCAACAUCCCGGAGGGAGCAGGGGUGGGUUUGGGGCUGGGGUCGAGGGUUUUGUGCUGGCCACCGAGCCGUCCCCUCCGCAGGGAGAGCCAGGUGGAGCUGCGGGAGCACAUCGACAGCCUGGCCACGGAGCUCUGCCGCAUCAAUGAGGACCAGAAAGUGGCGCUGGACCUUGACCCCUACGUGAAGAAGCUGCUGAACGCCCGGCGCAGGGUGGUGCUGGUCAACAACAUCCUGCAGAACGCCCAGGAACGGCUGCGGAGGCUGAACCACAGCGUGGCCAAGGAGACGGUACGGAGGAGGGCUAUGCUGGAGGCGGCAGGUGGCUACCCCCAGGGCCUGCCCGGCAAGUGA
Molecule: messenger RNA, 1371 nt
Organism: Nipponia nippon (crested ibis)
Lineage: Eukaryota; Metazoa; Chordata; Aves; Pelecaniformes; Threskiornithidae
Source: RefSeq, a predicted model, not a curated record